AUACCGCCGACUUUCCGCUAUCUUGAGGAGACAGCGCUGAGCACUAGACUUUCACUGCUUCACAUCACUCUCCCCCACGCUUGCUGCUGUAGCUUUCAAGUUAGCGUAUUCACAGAAUUCGUAGCUGCGAGCCUGCAUUUACUGCUUGCUAUCAGUUCUCACUCCCACCUUUUACAGCUCUUCUGUUUUUGAAGAGCCGCAUUUGCAUACUUUAAUACUUUUACAGUUGGAUCUUAUAUCUUGCGUAGGAAGCAUUUAUUUCAGGAACCAUCAGCAAAAUUUCAUUAUCAUACUUUUUUCUUUUUCUUUUUUUUUUGCCGAGUUCAUUAUCAUUCAUCUCUUGCUGGAGAGAGAUCCCAAAUCCCAUGGAGUCGGGUGCAUUUCAUUACUGCUCUUCAGUGCUGCUCCUUAUCAUCUCAGUAGGCAUUUUGUUAUUUCCUCUAAUGGUUGCUUCAAUCGGAAUAAACUACGGGCAAAUAGCGAACAAUCUACCUUCACCAGAGGACGUAGUCCCUCUUGUGAAAUCUGUGGGUGCCACUAAGGUGAAGCUCUACGACGCAGAUCCAAGAGUGCUCCAAGCAUUCGCCAACACCGGCGUGGAAUUCAUAGUCGGCUUGGGUAAUGAUUACUUGGCGAAGAUGAAGGACCCCGAGAAAGCCCAAGCUUGGGUCAAGACCAACGUCCAGGCCUUCCUCCCGGCAACGAACAUCACCUCCAUCUUCGUGGGCAACGAAGUUUUAACCUUCAACGACACCACUCUCACAGGCUCUCUUCUUCCAGCGAUGCAGAGCGUGCACACGGCGCUCGUGAAUCUUGGGUUAGACAAACAGGUGGCUGUGACUACCGCUCAUUCCUUGGCCAUUCUCGAAACCUCAUACCCACCUUCGGCCGGGGCUUUUCGUCCCGAUCUAACGGCCUGCAUAAACCAACUCUUGAGCUUCCACGCCAAGACGGGCUCGCCAUUCUUGAUCAACGCGUACCCUUUCUUCGCGUACAAGGCGAACCCGAAGCAGGUCCCACUGGACUUCGUUCUCUUCCAGCCGAACUCAGGGAUCGUAGACCCUUCCACGAACCUCCGCUACGACAACAUGUUGAUCGCGCAGAUCGACGCCGUGUACGCCGCUCUAGCUUCGGCUGGUUACAAGAAGCUGCCUGUUCACAUCUCCGAGACGGGUUGGCCGUCGAGAGGGGACGAGGAUGAGGCCGGCGCUACACCGGAGAACGCAAAGAAGUACAACGGGAACCUGUUUAAGCUGAUGAAGAAGAAGGGGACGCCGAUGAGGCCGAGCUCUGACCUAAAUAUCUACGUCUUUGCUUUGUUCAACGAGAACAUGAAACCCGGACCGACUUCCGAGAGGAAUUACGGGCUGUUCAAGCCGGACGGUACUCCCGUGUACUCGCUUGGAAUUGCCACAAACGAAGGCGUUAGCAACGCUACGAGUUUCGGGGGACCCACUCCCGAGAGCUCCGGUAUGCCAAACACGAUGCCGGAGAGUUCUUCCACUGGUUAUUUGUCCAUUUCCUCUUCUUCUCCGGAGAGAUAUCAUUUGGGAGUUGGGCCAGCAUUCUUUUUCAUCAUGUCUAUGGUGAUUAGAUUGGUACUUUAUUAAUUUUGGAAAAAGCAAGUGUUCGAAAUUUGCCAUAGUCUACAAAGCAGGAGGAGAGCCGUUUAAACUUGUUAUAAAAAAAAAAAGCAGUAGAGGGAGGGAGAAAAGAGAAGAAAAGAAAGAAUAAAAAGAGGUCAGAGGCAGCUUCGUAGUUUGGAAAAGAACAAAAGGUGUCUCCCCAGAAAUCCUUUCCUGUUUCUUCACUUGUACGCGACUAAUGUUCUGGGAAUCAUUAUUCAUUUAUAUUCAUCCAACCAAAGUUCACCGCUCCUUAAUAUGUUAAGAGAAUUUUUAUAUACACAAAUAGAUUAUAUAAAAGUAAACUCACAAACUGACAUGGUUUUAUGAGAUCCCAUUAAAUCUAUUUUACAAUAAAAAUAACUUACAAUUUGAGUCUUGAUGCACCAUAUCAAACCAUAUCGGUUUAUAAGUUUAUUUUUGUGUAAUCUUUUUAUAAUUAAAGUAUUUCUCGUAUGUUAAUCCUCAAUGGACCCUACACACUAUGGCCUCUUUUGUCCCGACUUUACGUUUUCUUUCAAUUGAUCAAUGCUGGUGGCGUGGGAGUGGUUGUAGUGACAGUGCAGGGUUGGGUUCCUUGAGGAUUGAAAAUGGAUGAUGAUUAGGUAUUUGUUGGAGCCUUUUUGUUUUCUCAAACUUUUUAGUUGGCAUUGAACUGUGACUUUCUCUCCCCUUUUUACCUUUUUUGUUUGUUGUUGCAGGGAGGAUAUAAUGUCCAAAUCACAAUUAUUUGUAAGGCAUUAAGUUUGGUAGAUGGAGGAGUUGGAACAUAUUCUAUUCUUUAGUCGUGUGUUGAUUAGUGAUUUAAUAUAUGUUUAUUGAAUCUCCUUCCUUUUCAUUGCUGUAGCCUGUGAACGGAGGGGGAAUUA
Molecule: messenger RNA, 2494 nt
Organism: Juglans regia (Persian walnut)
Lineage: Eukaryota; Viridiplantae; Streptophyta; Magnoliopsida; Fagales; Juglandaceae
Product: glucan endo-1,3-beta-glucosidase 11-like
Exons: 3
Coding region: 366-1610 (414 amino acids)
Biological process (GO): carbohydrate metabolic process
Cellular component (GO): plasma membrane
Molecular function (GO): hydrolase activity, hydrolyzing O-glycosyl compounds
Source: RefSeq, a predicted model, not a curated record